AAUGAACAUGGCAGAUGGAUAAGUAUAAUUUAUUUGGACAAAGGGGUUAAAUACAGGCUAUAGAAACAAAAGAUGUAUUUACUUCUCAGGAUGUGACUUGGAGAUAUUUCUUAAAUUGUAUACAUGGAGCCAAAUUUUGAUCUGAAUGCUUAUGAGCCUCCAGUGUCCCUAUGGAGUAUUGUAGAACAACACAUUCCAAUACAUGAACAUGAAGAGAUUAAGGGGAUGCUCGGAGAAUCUUUAGUGGAUCAAAGCCUAGAACUCAGAACUGAGAUUGACACACUUUUGGAUAUUUGGAGAGACUAUCGAGAUGAAACUAAUGAAAAUUGUAAAGAAAAGCUGCCUGAACCUCCUGGACUGAGAGACAGACUCGUGCAAGAAAUUCAAUUCUUCCUGGAAAAUGUCAAAGAGAAAUCCAGAUUACAAGGGCUUAACCCUGAGAGGAUCCUAGCAACAGGACAUAACACUACUGUGCUAGAUUAUGCCAUGGAUGUCAGCAGGCCUGGCACAGCUCGGGGUUCCCGACCCUCCACCGCCAUGUCUAGAGAAGGAAGGGACACUCCUAUGAUUUGUACCCCUACAGGCAGUGAUAGAGCAUCUGCUGCCUCAACUCUCAGUGAAGAAAUUGAAUCCAUGACCGACAAGCUGAAUUACCUCAAGUUUGAUGAAGUUGUUCAACAUCUCAAGGAGUAUUUAGAGGAUGAAAUCAGCACUCUUCUUAGAGACAUUCAAUUUCUGUAUGAAUGUUUGGAUGAGGAGGCAAUGUACAGGGCUGAGACACAGGGUACCUAUUCCAGGGAGCCAACCAUUGCCGAGUUGCAGGUUGAAAGAUCAAAAAUGGAAAAGGAGAUGUUGUCAAACAGUGUGGUUCCACAACCUGCGGUUAUGAGGCCUUCUCCAGUGAACUCCAUCAAGAAACUUCCCUCCCCACAAGUGUCUUCCUUUAGGAUAAAGAACACGAGUCCCAUGUCAGGAUCUAGUCCUCCAGGAAGAGCAAACAGCCCGACUGGAACAAAAACAGACAAUUCACGCGAGACCACUACCCCCAAGAUUAGACCUAUGAAAGUGUCACAUGACUUAAGUGCCCAAAUAACAGACAAGUUGAGUGGCCCCCAUGGAGACAUGAAUAAGCAGGGAUUAGUUGGGAUGGUGAAAGUGACACCACCUACCAAGAACUCUAGUGUGAUGGCUGCCUCACCACACAUUGUAACUCCCCCAAGUUCAGCCAAGCCUGUCCGACCUUCCUCAGCGGAUAGGUUCCGGAGAAUGAACGAGCAGCAGUCUCUUUUAGCCGGCGAUGACGUCACAACACAACAUGUGCCUCUCUUUAGGAAACUGUGUUACGCCAUAGGAGGACCUCCCUAUCAAAUCACCAACACAGUCAUUAACUUUUUCCUGAGCAUAUUCUUACUAGAAGUUGCAGAGCUUCGUCCUUCCUACGUCGCCAUAAUUGUCUUUGGGGGUAAAGUUUGGGACGCCAUCACCGACCCAUUGUGUGGCUAUUUCGUCAACAGAACAAGGACCCGGUUUGGGCAAUUUAAACCAUGGAUUCUCCUCUCCACCCCUCUGGCCUGUGUGGCGUAUUUUUUCCUCUGGUACGUGCCGGAUUUUAGCGAGGAGGCUAAGGUCGCCUGGUAUUUCACGUGGUACUGCCUAUUUCAAGGUUUCCUGUCGGGAAUACAUGUACCAUAUACUGCCAUGACGAUGUACAUAAGUAAGGACCAGCGACAGAGGGACUCUGCCACAGCCUACAGAAUGGUUUUUGAAGCUUUGGGCGUUCUCAUGGCUGCUACAGUGCAAGGUGUUUUUGUGAAUUCUACGAGAGUUGCAGGCGACUGCGCCAAGAAUGGAGAAGAAUCUUCAACAGUGGCACCAGAACAAUUGAACGAUGAAAAGAGGUCCUACUUAGAGGGUUCCAUUGUCGUCAUAGCCACGUGCGUUUUUUGCUCUGUCGUCUGCGUUUUGGGAACGAAAGAGUGUGAUGAUGUGAUUGAAGGACACAGCGACGGUUUUCUGACGGGCCUUCGUGCAGUACUGACUUUUCCGCCCUAUGUCCGUCUUUCUCUCUGUUUUCUCUUUCUCUCACUGGCUAUUGCUAUUGUUCAAGGAAACUUGGCCCUAUUUUGUACUCAUAGUCUAGAUCUGGGAGACGAUUUCUCCUUAUUCAUCAUCAUUUUACUGGUCUCCUCAAUAGCAUCAAUGCCAAUAUGGCAAUUUAUUUUGAAGAAAUUUGGCAAAAAGUCGGCAUUCGCAGCUGGAAUGAUAAUAUUUAUACCCAUACUUGUAUCGCAGCUGUAUGUAGAAGACAAUGUUUACGUUUACAUACCUAUUCUGAUACUGGCGGGGUUCAGUAUAGCUGUUGCGCUACUGUUGCCCUGGUCAAUGCUGCCUGAUGUGAUUGAUGAAUUCAUGAUCUCCACAGGAGAAAGAAAAGACGCCAUUUUCUACUCCUUUUACGUUUUCUUUAACAAGUUAGCGGCGGGCCUAGGGUUAGGGAUAUCGCAGGUGGCGCUACAACUGGGUGGUUACGUGAGUGGUGCCUGUGACCAGUCUAAAGACGUGGGGCUUGCCCUGCGCCUCCUGGUGGUUCCCGGGCCGGUCAUAUUCGUCCUGGUGGCCCUUCUUCUUCUUUGGGCAUACCCAAUCAACGAGGCUAGGAGAGUGUAUAACAUAGAGCGUCUGGAGAAAAUCAGAGAGGAGGGCGAACAGAAGCAGGACUCACUCCUGCCGCCGGACGAAUACACCAUUGACCAAAGUCUCAGCUACGAGAGCGUUAUGGUGACCAGUACAGAAAUAUGAUAGCCAUAGUUUCCUACUUGAAGAAACCCAAUGUUGACAUGAGUAUACCUUGUCAUCAACCUUUGAACUUUUAAUUAUUGCAAAGACAGUCACGAAUGGAAUUAAAAAGAAUUUUGCAGCGCAAACGAUUUUUUGUAGUUGUUGUUGUUGUUUUGGGUUCAGUUUAAUCAGAUCGUUUGCGUGCGGAAAUGAACAAAAUCUUCAAAUUUUAAAAAUUGUAUGGAUAAAAUUGAUACAUGUACAUAUCUCAUUUAUAGAAGAAAGUAAUGAAAUUGUGUCAUAAUUUACUGACCUUGAGCUUCUAUAACCUUGAUCUUGACUUCACUAUUCCUUAUUUCAGGUUAGCCUAAUUUUCGAAGGAACUGUUACUAAAUAUUAUUAUGGAACUUCAUACUACGUUGUUUAUGAAAAAAAAAUCUGUUCUUUUCCCCUUUCCUUGACCUUCUCUUCAACAUUAUCUCACUUUAUUUUGCAAUUCAAGUAAUUUAGUCGCAAAUAAGAUGUUCCGGAUAUUUCAAUUAUCUGGCACAAAUAAAAAAAACAACAACAAUUAAACCGGUUGUCAUCAUAUCUUGACAUAAAUUGAGACCUUUGCAAAAAGACAUACUGUACAUUUUAUAAACAUACUAAUGUACAAGAAAAACUAUUCAUCAUAUGGACGUUUCCCUAGUUUUUAUUUGUUUCUUUUGCGUGUGUCUUUGUGUUUUAUCUCUAAUUUUUGUUUGUAAUCUUUGUACAUGUUUUGAUAAGUCUCAUUUGGCAAAAGGUGCUUUAUUAAAACGCAUUACAUGUAAAAUAAAAACAAGAGUUUUCAUC
This is a messenger RNA of Magallana angulata, 3615 nucleotides long. Its product is annotated as sodium-dependent lysophosphatidylcholine symporter 1-like. Lineage: Eukaryota; Metazoa; Mollusca; Bivalvia; Ostreida; Ostreidae. Gene Ontology annotation, molecular function: symporter activity. Gene Ontology annotation, cellular component: membrane. The record is from RefSeq and is a predicted model, not a curated record. Bases 124 to 2799 code for a protein of 891 amino acids. The transcript has 22 exons. Gene Ontology annotation, biological process: carbohydrate transport.